Messenger RNA from Crotalus tigris (Tiger rattlesnake), 4132 nucleotides. RefSeq names its product FERM domain containing 7 (gene FRMD7). The coding region runs from base 688 to 2670 and encodes 660 amino acids. The record is from RefSeq and is a predicted model, not a curated record. The transcript has 11 exons. NCBI's taxonomy places the organism in Eukaryota, Metazoa, Chordata, Lepidosauria, Squamata, Viperidae. Gene Ontology annotation, cellular component: cytoskeleton. Gene Ontology annotation, molecular function: guanyl-nucleotide exchange factor activity.
UUGCAGGCAUCGGUAGGCCCAGUUAAGGGAUAAGUUUUUAAGAGGGAAAUCAAAAGCGAAUAAGAAAGGAAACCCCCCCUCUUGCUAAGAACCCAUUUGGAUAUGUAGAGAUGGUUCUCCAAGGGGAUUCCUACACUCAGCCCUGCCCUAUUUGACCACACACUGACCUAAAUUUCAGGGGGAAAGGACCCUUUUUAAGACAAUGAAGAUGCAGAAACCCUGCAAAUUCUGAACCAAGAGCCCUAAACUUUAAAAAUGGAGAGAGACGGUCAUUCCUGUCCCUUGCCAUGGCUUGAGCAAAGUCUUUUCAUCUUGAGGAUCGAUGGAGCAGGGCGGACCAGCUCUGGAGAAAACCUGGGUCUGGGUCUCACACAAAGCAAUUUUUAUUUCUUUGUUCCGGGGAGAAUUUUAGCCUCUCCGCAAGGAGGAACAUGGAAAAGAGGUGAACACAGAAAAAGGCAUGAACAAAAGAGAACCUUUUCCGGUUUUGUGAUGGUUGACAGGGACACGUACUGUAUCUCCUCCAUCUUCCCUGUCGGUCUUAUGCGCCUUUGCAAAAAUCUGCACUCAAGGCUCCUGUUCUUAUCCAACCAAGAAUAAAAUUCUGUCUGAUUCGUAAGACGCCCUCCCUCCCUUCAGAUUGCACAGAGCCUCAUCCUGGCUGGCUGCUGAGCCACUCACCUAAGGAUGCUACAUCUCAAAGUCCAGUUUUUGGAUGACUCUCAGAAGAUCUUUGUGGUUGAUGCCUGGCUGGAACUUCUCAAGCCCAUCUCGAAGCAGAUUAAAAAUCCUAAGGACAUUCUUUUCAAAUUUAUGGUGAAAUUUUUCCCAGUGGAUCCGGGUCAUCUGAAAGAAGAGUUGACGAGGUACCUGUUCACCCUUCAGAUCAAGAAGGAUCUGGCCGGCGGGAAGCUCCCUUGCAGCAGCAACAGCGCCGCUCUGAUGGUGUCGCAUCUCCUCCAGUCUGCGCUGGGCGAUUUCCACGAAGAAAUGGAUGGAAAGCACUUGGAAACACACAAAUACUUGCUGAACCAAGAGGAUCUGAGGAACAGCAUCAUGUGCUACCAUAAGAAGCACAUGGGCAAAACUCCUGCUGAAUCCGAUGUGCAGGUCCUGGACAUAGCAAGGAAGCUGGAGAUGUACGGCAUCCGCCCCCACCCUGCGAGUGACGGGGAAGGGACCCAGAUCAACUUGGCGGUCACCCACAUGGGAGUCCUGGUGCUGCGGGGCAACACCAAGAUUAAUACCUUCAACUGGUCCAAAAUCCGGAAACUGAGUUUCAAACGGAAGCAUUUCUUGAUCAAGCUCCACGCCAAUGUUUCGGCUCUCUGCAAAGAUACCCUGGAGUUCACCAUGGCGAGUCGUGACACCUGUAAGGCUUUUUGGAAGAUGUGUGUCGAGUAUCAUGCCUUCUUCCGUCUCUCCACUGAGCCAAAGUCAAAACCCAAAGCGUUUCUCUGCAGCAAAGGCUCCAGUUUCCGUUACAGUGGGAGAACUCAGAGGCAGCUGCUGGAACAUGGGACCAAAGGGAAGCAGAAGAGUCUGCCGUUCGAGAGGAAACACUAUUCCUCUCGCUACCAUGACAGGCAAUGCCGGUCAUCCCCGGAUCUGCUAACGGAUGUUUCCAAACAAAUGGAAGACCUGCGGCUUGUCUAUGGCACCAUGGGGGGCUACUAUGGCACAAAUGGCAUCCACACUUCUGAACCCACCCUAGACAACCGACGGAGGAACUCGGCAGUGGAACUCAUCUUUGCCGAUGAACUGGAGCGGUCAAAACCAGAAGCAGACCCAACAUUGUUGCUGCUCCAUUCCCAAAGCAGCUCUGCCUUCCCGGUUGUCUACACGGAGCUGGACCACGAUUGGGAACCAGCCAGCCUCUAUGGGCCAAGAAGCCCCCUGACCUCUUUCCAGCCUAGCUCCACGUUUGAUGGCACCAGCAAGAGCCCCUCUCUGAGCAAUGUGAGAGACUGGAGUCCAAGGCAGCAGCUGAUGUACACUGAUGUCCCCUACAUGGCAGUGUCCAGUCAGCCAUUGGAGGUGGCUUCUCCUCCAGUUUUCUUCUACGUGGACCGGCCACCUCAGUAUCCCAAAAACCGUACCAUGGACCGUGCUGAGGAAAGAGUUCUGGAGGGCAGCACCUGCGAGGCACCCAUGAAGCCACAAAGGAACCCAGGCGCAGCCCACUCCAAGCUGAUGGAGCCCCCAGCCACGGCCCAGGCCACCUACGUGACCCAUCUUAGCAUGGAGGAAGAGGACGACGAGAGCGUCUUUGACUAUGGUGUUCAGGAGGUCCCCAAAAGAUCUUGGAGCCAAUCGGACAUCAAAGCCACCAGAUUCCCUUGUGGCUCAGAGUUCCGCCCUCUUGGGCCUUGCCCUGUCUUGACCAGCAGAAAGAUUGACCUCUUGCAGUGCACGCUCACCCAGCCGCCCUUCCCAGAACCUCCCCAAGUCCAGCGAACUACAGAGCACUAUGUGGGCAGUGGGACCGACUCCAGUGACUCCGAUUCAGACCUCCUCCUGGACUACUAUGCCCUCCAUGGGCGGGUUCUCAAAAGACCCUGGGUGCAAAUUCACCUCUCCUCAGGGAGCCUCCAGCUGGAGGGAGAGGAGGCCCUGGUUUCUGCCACCGUUGACGAUCCUGAGAGGGGUGCCUCCAAUUAUUUUAUGUAGGCAGCAGAACAACGGCACCGGUCAAAAGUUGCCGAUUUGUGACUUGCCUCCUUGUUUGAUCCUUGGCUCAGGUGUUCGGUGGGACACAAUCACACAAUGACCACAGAAGAUUAUAGAACUUAAAUAUUUAUUUGUUUUUUUUUUUUAAACCAUUUGACUUUUUGGGUCCCUUCCUCAAAAGUGUGAAAGAAGCUUAAUCUAUAAACAGAUUUACAGAACUAAGAGACGCUGGGAAGAAGGAGCGCGACGGUUCUGCUCGGAUGAUACGGUUAUUUUGUAAAGCUUCGGAUCAACUGUAUUUACAACUUGUACGGCUUCUACAUUUAUAAAAAUAUUUUAUUUAAUCCGUAACAUUAUUGUUUUCAAAAACUAUGUCCAGACGUUUCCCCUCCCCAGAUAUAAAUUUCUAAUGGUGUUUCAGGUAUAUAGCAAUGAAACAAUUUUUUUAAACAAACAUUUCUUUAAAAUUAAAACAAAGGAGUUAAAAGUUCUUUGUGAUUUUUUUUUUUACAGUGUAGGCACCAUUGAAAAUAAUUGCCCUUGGCAUUUCUAUCCACCAUCUCUUGCCAGUGUCUUUAUAUCUUUUUUUUUUUCCUUAAAAAGAAAAGGUUGUAAUGGCAACUAUUAAUCACAAUGACAACAAAAAAUCACUGCUUGUUUGCACUCUUAUAUAACUCAGUUCAAUAUUUGGCUGAUAUACUUCAAAUUCUUUAAAAUGAAUGUUGUGCAAAACCAAAAAAAAUGUGCAGAUCUGAACUAUAAAAUUAAACAUAUCCAGACUUAUCAAAAAUAAAUUUACACCCACACUUCCACAACUGAAGACUGAAAUACAAUACACUUCAGUAGCAUAAUAUACAUACUGGGUUGAAAAGGAAAAAAGAGAGAACCUCAUCUCAACAGUACCAUAAAUAUAUAAUCGAAAGCAAGUUUAUAAUUUCUUCUACCUUUUCUGGAAAAAAAAUCACUCUGUACUGCACAGUACUAUCUUUUUCGUGAAAGAAUAUCUAUAACUCAAUUAUUUGCAUAUUAACUGGUAAAUAGAUUUUUAAAAAUACACUUUGGGAUGGAGGGGGAAAUUAAACAGUUGUGGAUGCAUGUAAAGGACUUCAAGAACGUAAGUCUAUCAAUAUCUUACAAGGAGAAAAAAUACACACCCCACAAAACGCUGGUGUCACAAUUUCAAUCUGCCAGGGAGGUACUGAUCAGACGCCCCCCAAGACAGAACAGGUUCUCCUUUUUCUCCAAUUUUACUCCAGAAGAAACAACUCGGUUGAAUUAGGCCCAUUAUUGCCAACCCCCAACCCCACCCCAUCCCUUUCAACAAUAUUGCUUCAAAAUUUCUUAUCACGGUGAAAGUGUCUUUUAUAUCGGGGCAUAAGGGGAUCAAGAGAACCGAAACGGUGGCUGCGUCUAUCCGACUGCAGCCCACCCCUUCGUGUGCAAUGCUAUGUUGAAAAAAAAA